This is a messenger RNA of Closterium sp. Yama58-4, 999 nucleotides long. The record is from the annotation of a GenBank genome assembly. Lineage: Eukaryota; Viridiplantae; Streptophyta; Zygnematophyceae; Desmidiales; Closteriaceae.
AUGGUGGCUGACAUGAUUGAAGCAGCCCGGAACGAAAACAGUGCCGGGUACCUACUUCUGAUCGAUUUUGAGAAGGCGUACGAUUCAGUGCGCAGAGGCUUCAUGGUGGAAACGGUCGCCAAGCUGGGUUUCCCCCCGCGGUUUGUACGGUGGAUAGAGGCCCUGCACAGCAACGUACACACAAGGCUGUGUGUAAAUGGGUGGGUAGGAGAGCAAAUCACGAUGAGGAAAGGGGUGCAGCAAGGUUGUCCACUAGCGCCGUACCUUUUCUUGUGCGCGGUGGAGCAGCUGAGCCGGCUGGCAGAGGAGAGGAAGCUGGGAAUCGGAGAAGGAAGCUGCGACAGGUUGUCAUAUGUGGGUUAUGCAGACGACACGACCUUGUUGCUGGAAGGGGAGCAACAGUUGAAGGAUGCGGGUGUACUGUUGCAAGAGUACGCGGAGGUGUCGGGGCUUAGAGUGAACACGGGGAAGUCUGCGGUCCUGCCGUUGGGAAGGAACGUGGGGCAACAGGCACCAGACGGAAUGGGAUACAAGUGGGUGGGGGAGAAUGAGGUAGAAAGGCUUCUUGGAGUGUGGAUAUCAACCGGGGGGAACACGGAGGUAACGUGGGAAAAGGCCUUUGACAGAGCGGCAGGAGAGUUAAGCAAGUGGAGCACCAAAUAUCUUACGACUGGAGCACGCUUGACCAUUAUCAACAGUUACGUCCUGCCAAUUUUCCUCUUUCAAGCACAGGUGUACCCGCCGGACGACCUGCUGUGGCGAAGGGUAGAGAAGCUGAUUGAAAACUUUGUGUUCGGUAAUCACGCAGACACGGAGCGGCAUUUCAGGCUCUGGAGUGGAGACCUGAUAUACACACCAAGGGAGCAAGGGGGACUAGGAGUGAUAGACCCGAGGGGACGAAUCGAUAGUGUGGCUUUGAGAUGCGCGAGUUUGGCGCUGCAGCAGGAGUACCAGCUAAGGCAGGGUUUGUCGGAGAGAGCGGCGGGCCUACCUCUCUGA